This is a messenger RNA of Penicillium digitatum Pd1, 1335 nucleotides long. RefSeq names its product KilA-N domain-containing protein. NCBI's taxonomy places the organism in Eukaryota, Fungi, Ascomycota, Eurotiomycetes, Eurotiales, Aspergillaceae. Gene Ontology annotation, cellular component: nuclear membrane complex Bqt3-Bqt4. Gene Ontology annotation, biological process: meiotic attachment of telomere to nuclear envelope; mitotic telomere tethering at nuclear periphery. The record is from RefSeq and is a predicted model, not a curated record. Gene Ontology annotation, molecular function: DNA binding.
AUGUCGCGAACACUCCCGAAACAGUUUAAUCCGCUCAUCACGAUCGAGGUUGCUCCCACCUAUGACGAGCUUCUUGCCCGCCGUCGUCUUGGGCAGACCAACCUCUCUGUCAAGCCUGCCCAGAUUGGCACCUCAAACGCAACCAAGCCCGAGAACCUGGGUGUAUUCGAGUAUGCUCACCUCCGUGCUCCGCUGCCUAAGGAUCUUGAGGGCUCUGAGAUCUUUCCUUCCCACACCUCCCAACAACAUCCUGAAAGUUACUUCUUGAUGCGCCGUAGUAAAGAUGGCUUUGUUAGCGCGACUGGAAUGUUCAAAAUUGCUUUUCCAUGGGCCAAGGCCGAGGAAGAGAGAACAGAGCGCGAGUAUCUGAAGGCUCGCGAGCAUACCAGCGAGGAGGAAGUUGCCGGUAAUGUGUGGAUCUCACCCACAUUCGCUCUUGAGCUCUCCAAGGAAUAUCAAAUGUAUGAUUGGGUGCGAGCACUGUUGGACCCAACCGACAUUGUUCAAAGUCCUUCCAGCGCGAAGAAGCACAUCACUCCCCCGCCGAAAUUCGAAAUCCCCUCCGAUGAGCCCCACAUGUCGCAGCGCAAUCGCAGAGGUCGGUCCGCUUCUCCAAGCAAGAAGUUGUUCUCUCCUCGAAAGCCCCGCAGCACCCGCAGCACCAAGGAUGUUGCUAGCACUCCGUCCACAACAGCUGCAAACGCUAGCCUUCAGUCGGCAUUAGACACAGCUUCAGCCCUCCCGGACACGAUUCUUGAGUUGCGAGCUGUGGAUGGCGAAAUGGGGGUAGCGUCAAGCGGAUCUCCUGCAAAGCAUAUCAGAGUGCGCAGGGCCACGAGAUCUGCUACCGCGGAGCCCGAAGAGGAAGCGAAGGAAAAGAAGAAGGAAAAGAAGAAGUCCGAGAAGAAAGAGAAAAAGAUAGAGGAUAUCAAGGAACAGGAGGAGGUUGUCGGGGUAUUAGUGGCCGAUGAUGCCAUUGAGGCUGUCAAGUCCACUCACACCACCAUUUCCCUAGAUAUGCCUAUCCGUCUUCCAGAAGUGCCCUCUGCCGCGGAGACCGAAGAAAUGAUUGCUCAGGCCAAGGAGAUGGUGGAAGAGGCAAUCAAGGCGCAGGCCGAAGGCGCUACUGCCGAGUCGACAUCUGUUACGACGACCAUCAAGCGCAAGGCCGAGGAUGACGACGAUGACGAAGAUACAUCGGCCGAAUCUUCUCAACGAGCCAAGAAAGCCAAGGUGCUCGAGAACAAGCUCAAGCAGGAGCGUGUCCGUAACCGCUCUAUCUUCGGUGUCUCUGUGGCCUUCGCCCUUGCGGCCUCCAUCCCAUACUUUUUCUAA